CAUAAUACAUAAUACUAUCUUUCUUUUCCAUGGCUCUACUAGCCCUCUACUUGUCAUAUCUUUUCUCCUUUGUCCUCUUAGCCAUUGUUGUACAAAAAGUAGGAAAGAAGCUCAAAAAAACAGACUCAACUUUUAACCUCCCAAAAGGGCCUAGAAAGCUACCUAUUAUAGGAAAUAUACACAAUCUUCUAAGCUCUCAACCCCAUAGAAAAUUAAGUGACUUGGCCAAAAAAUAUGGACCCUUGAUGCAUCUUCAACUUGGAGAAGUUUCUACUAUUGUCAUUUCAUCAGCUGAGUUUGCAAAGGAGGUUAUGAAAACCCAUGAUAUUCACUUUGCAACAAGGCCUAAAGUCCUAGCUAUCGAUAUAAUGUCUUACAAUUCCACAAGUAUCUCUUUUUCUCCUUAUGGUGAUUAUUGGAGACAGGCACGUAAAAUUUGCACAUUGGAGCUUUUAAGCCUAAAAAGGGUCAACUCAUACCAACCGAUUAGAGAAGAGGUUUUCUCCAAUCUUAUCAAGUCGAUUGCUUCAGAGAAUGGAUCGCCAAUCAACUUCACUGAAGCUGUACUUUCUUCGAUAUACACAAUUGUUUCAAGGGCUGCCUUUGGCAAUAAAUGCAAAGACCAAGAAAAAUUUAUAUCAGUGGUAAAAGAAUCUGUAAAGAUUGCAGCAGGUUUUGACUUGGGAGAUUCGUUUCCUUCUUCUAAAUGGCUUCAAUAUGUUACCGGUUUGAGGCCUAAGAUUGAGAAAUUUCAUCAACAAACCGAUGAGAUAUUAGAGAACAUCAUUGAUGAACAUAAAAGGGAAAAGUACACAAAAGUCAAAGGUGAUCAAGGUGAGGUAGCAGAAGAUCUGGUAGACAUUCUCUUAAAAUAUGAGGAUGGUAGUGACCAAGAUUUCUCAUUAACAAAAGACAAUAUCAAGGCCAUAAUCUUGGACAUUUUCGGUGGUGGAGGUGAGACAUCAGCAAGCACCACAGAUUGGGCAAUGAUAGAAAUGAUAAGGAAUCCAAGAAUAAUGAAGAAAGCACAAGAUGAAGUGAGGGAUGUUAUAAAAAUGAAAGGACGGGUUGAUGAAAAAUGCAUAAAUGAACUCAGUUAUCUGAAAUCAGUUGUCAAAGAAACCCUUAGAUUACAUCCUUCAGUACCUCUUUUGCUACCAAGAGAAUGUGGUAAAGCAUGUGAGAUACAUGGUUAUCACAUACCAGUUAAGACUAAGGUGAUAAUUAAUGCUUGGGCAAUCGCAAGAGAUCCAAACUACUGGACUGAACCAGAGAAGUUUUAUCCAGAGAGAUUCAUUGACAACGGUAUUGACUAUAAAGGGAGUAACUUCGAAUACAUUCCUUUUGGUGGUGGAAGAAGAAUAUGCCCUGGGAGUACAUUCGGUUUGAGAAAUGUUGAGUUGGCCCUUGCGAUGUUGUUGUAUCAUUUUGACUGGAAGCUUCCCGGUGGAAUCAAAUGUGACGAACUGGACAUGACUGAGCAAUUUGGAGUCACAAUGAGGAGAAAAGAUGACCUUUUACUAUUGCCUUUUGUUUAUCAUCCUUUGAAUGUCAGAUGAGCUUCAGAAGAAGAAAAUGAAACCUACUAUCAGUAUAAGAUUUAUAAAAAAUGAAGAUUGUGCAACUUACCAAAUGUUUUCUAGAUUGUAUUUUGUCUGUAUUGUUUUCAUUCAUGCUUAAUUUCAUCUCCAAUGAAAAAAAAUCAAAUUAGUCCCUCAAUUUAGUCUU
Molecule: messenger RNA, 1728 nt
Organism: Medicago truncatula (barrel medic)
Lineage: Eukaryota; Viridiplantae; Streptophyta; Magnoliopsida; Fabales; Fabaceae
Product: cytochrome P450 71D11
Exons: 2
Coding region: 30-1559 (509 amino acids)
Molecular function (GO): iron ion binding; oxidoreductase activity, acting on paired donors, with incorporation or reduction of molecular oxygen; monooxygenase activity
Source: RefSeq, a predicted model, not a curated record